AUGAUGAGCGACGGAAAAACACAAAUUAUCGAUUACGAUGGAAACAUGAUGGAAGAUCUAAAGGAGUGGAUAAUUAGAAACAAUUUAUCAAACCUAGGAUUCAAUUAUAACGUGAUAGCAAUAUUGGGAAGUCAGAGUAGUGGAAAAAGUACCUUGUUAAAUAAUUUGUUUAAAACAUCAUUCGAUGUGAUGAACACAAAAUUGGGUCACAGUCAAACAACUCAGGGAUUAUGGUUGAGUUAUGAUACCUUUGAGGAUGACAGGAAUACAUGCUCUGAGUCGUCAUCUCUAGGAUUAGAAAAUGGAGGACAGAAAAAUGUGACUAUAAAUAGCAGUAGCACUAAAAAAAUGGGUAAUAAUGCACGUGGAUUAAGUCCUACUUUAAUAUUAGAUGUAGAAGGAAACGAUUCAAAAGAAAGAGGAGAUAACCGAUUAACCUUUGAGCACAGAUCAGCGUUAUUUUCCUUAGCAUUAGCAGAUUGUGUAAUUGUGAAUUUGUGGUACCAUUCUUUAGGUAAUUUUACAGCAUCGAAUUAUGGAUUAUUAAAAACAGUUAUGGAAGUGAAUCUUGAAUUAUUUCAACAGGAUACAUGUUGUCCUAAAACUAUUUUAUUAUUUACUGUGAGGGACUGGUUUGAAGAAUUUGCUUCAAUAGAUAUUGUGAAAAAUAAAAUUGUAGAAGAAUAUUUAAAUAAAAUUUGGGGUGAAAUGAAAAAACCAUCAGGGACAGAAAAUGCAAAUAUAAACAACUAUUUUAUUGUUGAGGUUGUUGGAUUAUCUCAUGGAAUAAUUAAGAAGGAAGAAUUUCUCAAAGAUGUCGAAAAUUUAAGAAAAAAAUGGAUAUACGAAUUGAGACCUUUACAAUAUUCAAGAAAUAUCCCAUCAGAUGGUUUUGCUCAAUACUGUAAUAAUAUAUGGAAUACAAUUGUAAAACAAUCUCAGUUAGAUAUUCCAUCUCAGAAGGAAAUGUUGGCUACUUUUCGAUGUCAAGAAAUUAAAAAUAAUGUUCUUAAUAAUAUUACUAAAGUUAUUAAGGAGAAAUUAGCUACAUCAUCAUCUUCUCAACACAGUUCAACAAUUGAUGAUUUCAAAUCAUGGGCUGAAAAAGAAAUAGUAGAAAAAAGCUUAGAUGAAUAUUUUGUUGAUGCAUGUAGGUACACAGAAAGCAUAUGUUUAAAAACGUCUGAAGAAUUGCUGAGUAGCUUAUUUAUUCAAUUACAAACAAUUGUCGAUAACAAUUUAAAUUUCACCCAAAGAAUUUUAUCAACCAAAUUUUCCAACGAAUUAAAUAACAUGUAUAAUGCAUGCACAUCUGAUAAGAGCAUUUUUCACUUUUGCAAAGAAUCCAAUAUAGAGAUAAAAAAUGAUGGAAAAAACAAUAUUUCUCAAAAGGAAGAUAAAAAAGUAAAGAAAAAUAAUAAUCAAGAUAAAUGCAUUGAGUUAUGGUCGAAUUUCCUACUCAAUGCUGAUAAGUUAGAAUACAACACGUUAUGCAAUUUUUUUAAGGAUUGUGAAAAAUGCACUAUUGAAAUUAAAAAAAGAAAUAAAAUACAUGAAUUUAAUUAUAAGCCAUCCUUAAGUAUUUUAUCAACUGCUAUAUGUAAAGAUAUAAAUAGAAUUCGAAAUAUACAAUGCAAUAUUUUGCUAGAUCGCACAAGAAUUACUAUAAAAAAUAAAUUUAAAAAUAUAGAUAACUUACUAAUCACUACCAAAAAUUCAGAAGAGUAUUGGAAUCACACAUUAAAAAUUGUUAAAUCGUUGCAAGGAAGCAUAAAUUCUAACUUGACCAAAUGUUUUAUAAAUCUCAAAGUUGAUGGAACCAACAGCGAAGAAAUUUCAAAGGGGAUCAUUAACCUAAUUGGUUUUUCUCAUGAAAAUGGCAUGUCCUACAUAGAUGAUGAAGAGAAAGAAGUAGAAUCGCCAAAUGGUAUUAACACGGCUGAAGGAAAUAAUAAUUAUGUCGAUGAAAAUCUCCUUAACCACAAAAAAAUAGACAUAAUUAAAAAUAAAGGAAAUUAUAUAAGCACUAUAAAUGAGGAAAUCGAGAAACAAAUAAAAAAUAAAAAGGCAAUGUCUGAGUUGAAUAAUUACUACUUAGAUGAAAUUGUUGGUGUAUUAAAAAACAAGUUAGAUGAAAUAUCGGAAAAUUUAUCAACCAUCAUAGUUCAGAGAUUCGAAUCUGUUUUUAAUUACGAUGAAGCUGAACAACCAAGACAAUGGCGUGAUAUCUCCAUGGCAGAAUUGAAAAAGAUUUUUAGAGAAUCUAAAAAUUACGCAUUUCUAAUUAUUGACAUAUUGCAGAAAAAUACUAAUGUAGAACUCAUUGAUGAUUAUCUACCAAAUAAUUAUAUAAAAGAUGAAAUAAUUGAAAAAGGGAAAAACAAAGCCAAACGAAAAAUACAAGAAAUGUGUAGAGAUGCACAAUAUAUACAAGAAACAGGAGCAAAAAUGAGUUUAAAAAAUGUCCCUUUUUUUUUCUGGGUUAUUUUGUUAAUACUUGGAUGGAACGAACUUUUGUUUUUUACUCGUUUCUUUUUCCGCUUGAAUAUUAUCUUACCUUUAUUUUUAGCUCUUAUAGUUAUUUUGUCUACUUUAGUUUUCAAUGGAAAUAUGGAGGUUUUUUCCGUCAUCAACAAGGUUGUAUUUUUUAUAGCCAAAAAUUCGUAUGGUUUUUACAGACAAGUACAGAUGCUUGGGGGUAAAGCAACGGAACAUGUAUCAUCGGCGGACUAG
Messenger RNA from Plasmodium gonderi, 2733 nucleotides. RefSeq lists its product as hypothetical. The coding region runs from base 1 to 2733 and encodes 910 amino acids. The transcript has a single exon. Gene Ontology annotation, cellular component: endoplasmic reticulum. NCBI's taxonomy places the organism in Eukaryota, Apicomplexa, Aconoidasida, Haemosporida, Plasmodiidae. The record is from RefSeq and is a predicted model, not a curated record. Gene Ontology annotation, molecular function: GTPase activity; GTP binding. Gene Ontology annotation, biological process: endoplasmic reticulum membrane fusion.